Messenger RNA from Dromiciops gliroides (monito del monte), 5760 nucleotides. RefSeq names its product TAO kinase 1 (gene TAOK1). Gene Ontology annotation, biological process: protein phosphorylation; execution phase of apoptosis. Gene Ontology annotation, molecular function: ATP binding; protein kinase activity. The record is from RefSeq and is a predicted model, not a curated record. Lineage: Eukaryota; Metazoa; Chordata; Mammalia; Microbiotheria; Microbiotheriidae.
GUCGUCCUCGCCUCCUCCGGCGGAGUGGAGCGGAUCGGCUCCGGGGGGCUGCGGCUGCCCACCCCACCCCGCCCCGCCCCGCCCCGGGCCGGGCCUGGCCUGUCGCCGAGAGGUAGUCCAUGCAGAAGUGGCUUCAUUCAUACAGAUGAACCAAGGAUUGGGACAGCAGUGUAAGCCCAGAUAGUCAGAUAGCUGACUGCCCAGCAGGAUGCCAUCAACUAGCCGAGCGGGCAGCCUGAAGGACCCAGAAAUCGCAGAGCUCUUCUUCAAAGAAGAUCCCGAGAAGCUCUUCACAGAUCUAAGAGAGAUAGGACAUGGGAGCUUUGGAGCAGUAUAUUUUGCACGGGAUGUGCGCACCAAUGAAGUGGUUGCCUUCAAAAUGUCCUACAGUGGAAAGCAGUCCAAUGAGAAAUGGCAGGACAUUAUUAAGGAAGUCAAGUUUCUGCAGAGAAUAAAGCAUCCCAACAGCAUAGAGUAUAAAGGCUGCUAUCUGCGCGAGCACACGGCAUGGCUUGUAAUGGAAUAUUGUUUAGGAUCAGCCUCAGACUUACUAGAAGUUCACAAAAAGCCAUUACAAGAAGUGGAAAUAGCAGCAAUCACACAUGGUGCUCUCCAGGGAUUGGCCUACUUACAUUCUCAUAAUAUGAUCCAUAGAGAUAUCAAAGCAGGAAAUAUCCUCCUGACAGAGCCAGGCCAGGUGAAACUUGCUGACUUUGGAUCUGCUUCCAUAGCAUCUCCUGCCAAUUCCUUUGUGGGGACGCCAUAUUGGAUGGCCCCAGAAGUAAUUUUAGCCAUGGAUGAAGGGCAAUAUGAUGGCAAAGUAGAUGUGUGGUCUCUCGGAAUAACAUGUAUUGAGUUAGCGGAAAGGAAGCCUCCUUUAUUUAAUAUGAACGCAAUGAGUGCCUUAUAUCAUAUAGCUCAGAAUGAAUCCCCUACGUUACAAUCUAAUGAAUGGUCUGAUUAUUUUCGCAACUUCGUAGAUUCUUGUCUCCAGAAAAUCCCUCAAGAUCGGCCUACAUCAGAUGAACUUCUCAAGCACAUGUUUGUUCUUCAGGAGCGCCCUGAAACAGUGUUAAUAGACCUCAUUCAGAGAACCAAGGACGCAGUAAGAGAGCUGGACAACCUGCAGUAUCGGAAAAUGAAGAAACUCCUUUUCCAGGAGGCACAUAAUGGCCCUGCCGUAGAAGCACAGGAGGAAGAAGAGGAGCAAGAUCAUGGUGUUGGCCGAACAGGAACAGUGAAUAGUGUUGGAAGUAAUCAGUCCAUUCCCAGUAUGUCUAUCAGUGCCAGUAGCCAAAGCAGUAGUGUUAACAGUCUUCCAGAUGCCUCAGAUGACAAAAGUGAACUAGACAUGAUGGAGGGGGACCAUACAGUGAUGUCCAAUAGCUCUGUCAUCCAUUUAAAACCUGAGGAAGAAAAUUAUAGAGAAGAGGCAGAUCCAAGAACCAGGGCAUCCGAACCACAAUCUCCACCACAACAAGUGUCUCGCCAAAAGUCACAUUACCGUAAUCGAGAACACUUUGCUACUAUCCGCACAGCAUCACUGGUUACAAGGCAGAUGCAAGAACACGAACAAGACUCAGAGCUAAGAGAACAGAUGUCUGGCUACAAGCGCAUGAGGCGACAGCACCAAAAGCAGCUGAUGGCCCUGGAAAACAAGCUCAAGGCUGAGAUGGAUGAGCACCGCCUUCGGCUGGACAAAGACCUCGAAACGCAGCGGAACAAUUUUGCCGCAGAAAUGGAGAAGCUUAUUAAGAAACACCAGGCGGCUAUGGAAAAAGAGGCUAAGGUGAUGGCAAUGAAGAGAAGAAAUUCCCAACAACAUAUUCAAGCACAGCAGAAAAAAGAACUGAAUAGCUUUUUAGAGUCCCAGAAGAGAGAGUACAAACUACGAAAAGAGCAGCUUAAGGAGGAGCUGAAUGAAAACCAGAGCACCCCAAAGAAAGAGAAGCAGGAAUGGCUCUCCAAGCAGAAGGAGAACAUCCAGCACUUCCAAGCAGAAGAGGAGGCCAGCCUUCUCCGAAGGCAGCGGCAGUACCUCGAGCUGGAGUGCCGGCGCUUCAAGAGGAGAAUGCUGCUUGGCCGCCACAAUCUGGAGCAGGACCUUGUCAGAGAGGAGUUAAAUAAAAGGCAGACCCAGAAGGACUUGGAGCAUGCGAUGCUGCUGCGGCAACAUGAGUCCAUGCAAGAGCUCGAGUUCCGGCACCUUAGCACUGUUCAGAAGAUGCGCUGUGAAUUGAUCAGGCUGCAGCACCAGACGGAGCUCACCAACCAGCUGGAGUACAACAAGCGGCGUGAGCGGGAGCUGAGGCGCAAGCACGUCAUGGAGGUUCGGCAGCAGCCCAAGAGUCUGAAGUCUAAAGAGUUGCAAAUAAAGAAGCAGUUUCAAGACACCUGCAAGAUCCAGACCAGACAGUACAAAGCCCUGAGGAACCACCUGUUGGAGACCACCCCAAAGAGUGAGCACAAAGCAGUUCUCAAGCGGCUCAAAGAGGAGCAGACGCGGAAACUGGCCAUCCUCGCGGAGCAGUACGACCACAGCAUCAACGAAAUGCUCUCCACACAAGCUCUGCGUUUGGAUGAGGCCCAAGAAGCCGAGUGCCAGGUCUUAAAGAUGCAGCUGCAGCAGGAGCUGGAGCUUCUCAAUGCCUAUCAAAGCAAGAUCAAGAUGCAGGCUGAGGCCCAGCACGACCGGGAGCUCCGGGAGCUGGAGCAGAGGGUCUCCCUGCGCAGGGCCCUCUUGGAACAAAAGAUUGAAGAAGAGAUGUUGGCCUUGCAGAAUGAGCGCACUGAACGAAUACGGAGCCUGCUGGAGCGUCAAGCCAGAGAAAUUGAAGCUUUUGACUCUGAGAGCAUGAGGCUGGGUUUUAGUAACAUGGUCCUUUCCAAUCUUUCCCUGAGGCGUUCAGGCCACAGCUAUCCUGGAGCUUCGGGCUGGUCCCACAAUCCCCCUGGGGGGCCCGGCCCUCACUGGGGUCAUCCCAUGGGUGGCCCACCCCAAGCUUGGGGCCAUCCAAUGCAAGGUGGACCCCAGCCAUGGGGUCAUCCCUCGGGGCCAAUGCAAGGGGUGCCUCGAGGCAGCGGCAUGGGAGUCCGCAACAGCCCCCAGGCUCUGAGGCGGACGGCUUCUGGGGCGGACAGAGCAGGGCAUGAGCAGGAGCACAAGUGUUACUUCACAAAUAUCCAAUGGUUCACACAUGUCUUAUACAUAACUCCAACAAUAAUCGUGCGUGGCAAUUCCACUGGAGCUGUCUGCCAAAAGCCACUGCCGCCUCCAGACCCCGCCACCACAGCCGUGGCCCGCGGGCGCUGCAGUGUGGGAACUGAGUGCGUAUGGAAUAGUCUGUUCAUUUUGUAAAGCGUUCCGUUGUGUGUCUGCUAAUGGGAUGUCAUCGUGUUUGGCUGAUGGGUGUGGUGUUUCGUUUUGUUUCGUUUUGUUUUGUUUUAUCACUUUGGGGGAGAACUGGGGAGGGACAUGGUAUGGGUGAGAAAUCCCUCUACAUGGAGUGGAAGGCAUUGGCCAGAAAGGGGCAUUUUCUGAAUGCAGUCCAGUGGGCUUGCAUUACCACUUCCUGGGUGCCUCGAUCCUUAGAGGCUUCAUGGAAGGUUUGGAACCUUCCUAGUCCCGUUUCCCCCACCCCCCUAACUCUUGAGAGCUGCUCCUGGCAGGCAACGUGUGUAUGCUAAGCUAGGUGAGCAUGUGGGCCAGACCUACCUUCCCUCCCCAGGUUAUAAUUGUUAAGUUGGCCAGAGCAGGAAGAGGCGGGGGGCACAUCCACAAACACCAAAGGUUUCCAGGAGUCAGAAGCAGGUUUGCCUGGUUUUUAUUUAUUUAUUUGGGGGGAGGGGGAGGGGGAGCGGCAUGGUGGGCCAGACCAUAUUGUUGUAUGCUAUGUCCAGGUGUGUGUUUGCAUCAGGAAGCACUUGUACCACCAAAUCUUUGAGCCUUGGAAGGGAAGAAACUCCGUUUUGGUGUCUCUCCUUCUCUUCCAGUCCAUGUUGUGGUUCUCAGCAAGAGUGGAGACAGGCAAAGGCUGCAAAUACUGCACAUGCUGCUCUUCCCAUUGUAGCCAAGGACCCUAGUCUCUCUGGAGCCCUGGCUCAUCCUCGUGUUCCCUUCUUGAAAACAAAAGACACAGAGCCAAUAUACGCCCGAGGCCAGAUGUGUUUGAAGGAUGCCAUGUUGGCAAACUGUUGGAAAGCUCCCCACACUACACACACACAAAUGUGAUUUCCCCCCUUUCGGCUUGUUGCAAUGUCCUGUUUACAUGUAGCGUAGCCAAUUGUCUCGGUGUCUAGUUGCCAUACAGAGUGUACCAGGAGUCGCUGAGCCAACAACUUUGACCGGCUGCUGACUAACCCCCAUCACCACUGUAGACGGGCUGUGUGAGGCAGCCCCCGUUUGCUCUUUUCAGUUGCUUUUUCCAUUGCUGCGCUGCUCUACACAUUUCCUAUUUGUUGAGGCUUUGUGAUCUUUGGGUAGCAGGUUAAAACCCCCUCCCCUCAGAUAGGAGACACCACUUCCAGAAGUCUCUGUACUCUUGUGUCAGCAGUACUGCUGAAAAGGAGCUAGGAAGUUUGGCAAAAGUUUGACAAUAAAUUCUACUGGUCAGGGAGUCUGUUGACAAAAUCUGUUUUGUUGGUUUUUCUAUUUGUGUUUGUUCUUUGUUUUUUGUUUUUAUGAUGAAGGAUCAACCUUUAGGGCUGAGUCAGGGACUUUCCUGGUACUCUGGUCAGGGCCAGUUGACCAAGCGGGUACUGGGGAGUCCUUGAAUUAUAACCAAGUCAUUCAAGUUGAUGUUCUUUCCCAAUCAUCAGAGUUUCUUGUAACUUAUUUUUUUUUCUCCCCUUCUUAGCUUGUCUUGAAGUGAACCCUAGCUGCUAACUCUAGAACUUACCUUACAGAUUCCUAGGGCCUCCGGGGUCCUUCUCCUCAGUCCCUGUCCAUGGCACACCUCUCCAUCCCCCACCACAUCAUGUCCCAUUUGCCAAGGGGUCCGCUUUCUCACAAAUUUUCUCCUUGUAAAGGAUGUUAGGCAUCUUAAUAAAAGCCAAAUGGAAGAAAAAAUGACUUUCAUGUAAAUCGUUGGGAAGCCCUUGCCACCGGAGGUGAAAGGGAUGUUUGUGAAAUGCUCAGCAGGGCGGUCCAGUUAGAAACGUACCUCUCACUGCAGCUCUUCCCAGGGCCGAAGGUAAAUGUCACAACUACUCGUCAUUCCUGCUUACUGAAUAGACGUGCAGUCUGUUAGCCAUUUUUUGCAGUCACACAUAAUUCAAUUGCUUCCAGAAACUCAGAUAGAUUGGACAACAUUCUCCUGGUUUGAGAGGGUUACAAUUUAAUCAGGAAUUCUCACAUACCCACUGGAACGUAAUAUGGUAGUGGCAGCUGAGGGGUGGGUGGGAGACACCUAGAACUUGUGUGUGUAAGGGCUAAUCAAUUGAGGUUAACCAAUCCCAGACAACUUAAAAUCCCCUGGUUGUACCAAUGAUCUAUUUUGAGCUGAAGUUAUUUAUUCUCUCCCUGUUGUAGACUCUAGUGAAAAGAGCUUUGGCAAAAUUAAAUUCAGUUGCUUCCCUCAUGUUCUCUCCAAGCCUGGGUACUUGGACGCUUGAUACCACUGACCCCUGAGGUCUUUUUCAAUAGGGCUUUGUAGCCACCCUGAUUGCGUGGUCACCAGCUUCCUGCGUUGGGCAUGUGCAGACCUGGAUUAUUCCAUUAGGUUAAUAUUUUAAUUAAAACAGAGAGUUUGCAAAAACUGA